CCGCGGGGCUCGGGCUCCUCCUGCCCUCGCGGCGCCCCGGCGCCCGCGGGGAUCGAGCCUGCUGCGGCAGCCGCGGGCGCCCCUGGGCACCCCUGGCACCGACCUCGGGCCUCCAGUUUAGCAGCCAGCUCAUUCCUGUCGAGGCGCUGAGGUCACAGCCCUCCCGCCGCGCCGACGGCGGCGGGUGACACCACCGGAGGUGGUCGCGCUGGGCGGGAAACCCAGUGGUCGGCAGCGAGGCGCAGCGGAGGCGGGAGAGCGGUGUGAGCGCCGGCGGCGGGCGCCGCGCGGCGGGACGGGGGCAGCGCUGGGAACUGGCGCCCAGCGACCCUCGGGUUUUGCACGGGAAAGACCGCCAGGUGUUGAGUAACUGCUUGCGCUGCUCGUGUGAUGCUGUGCCCGGUGGGUUAUCCUCCACAAACCUGUAAACAGCUGUCGGAUUUGAUGUAGAAAUGGGGGAGAGAGGAAGGCGUGUUGCCGUUGUGUCAGAUGCGGCAGGGCAUCUUCUGGUCUCUUUAGACACGUUAAAAGCAUCUCGUAGCAUCUCUUCUGUGACUGCAGUUUGUUAAGGUAGUACCACUACCUCCUCUGAAAAACAGAGCUGGGUCUGCAGCCGGCAGAAAGGCACGUCCGAAGGAGCCUGUUUUCGAAGGGAGGAGCUGCCCGAGGCUCGGGGAAGGCCCACAGCACGGGCUGAGCCAACUGGCCCCGCCGCUGGAGGUGUGCCUGGUGCGCAGGUGUCGCAGAGUCGCGCACAGGAGCAUCCCUGGCUUUAACUAGCCAGGUUUUCCGUCAGCAGUGAAGCCAAAAGGCUGGAAUUAGAAAGAAAACUGAUGGAAUACAGAAAGUCUGAUGCAUACCUAAUGAAACUAAAAUACAUGAAGCUGAAAAAAUAUUUGAAAGAAAUAGAUGAACGACAAAAAGGAGCUCUUCGGCGAAACCAGGCCUUUUUACAGGAAUUCGACCACUUUGAAGCUCAUAUGAAAACUUCAAGCUCAGAGAUGAUUCGGAAGAUGGAAGUAUGGUAUGGAAGAGAAAUUAAAAGUGUGUUAUCACUUCAAGAGGCUAACUUGUCAGCAGAAGGUGAUGAGGAAGAAGAAUGCAACGAGCAGAUGCCACGGGUUGGAAGACAGGCAGGAAUUAGCACCGGGCCAGCCGUGCCAAGAGGACUGUAUCAUCCAGCAACAGUCUUUAUGGGCCGCCCCACAUCAGCCGUCUCGGCUGCCGGAGGCUUGGGCAUGCAGCAGAAACCCCCCCAGCCCACAGCGAGCCGCUGGGUGCCCAACCGGCCUUCGUGCUCUUCAGCACUUGAAGGACUUGGUCCAGAGAGCAGAAGCGCCGAUUUAGAGAGUGAUGCAUCAGUGGAGGGAGCCGUGAGACGCGAGGACCUGGUGGCCAGCGAGGAAGGCUCCGAGCAGUUCAUCUCCUCAGCAUCUGGCCCCGAAGCAGCUGCUCCCGAGGCUGAACGGCCACACGGAAGCGUCCCAGGACCAAAGCCUCUCCUGAGUAACCGGUGGACUUGUAAGGAGGCGAGCUGGGAGAGCAGUGCUGAGCUCCCAGUCCCCGCAAGCACCAAGGAGGUGAUGCUGCAGGGAACGGCCUCACCAGGCAGCGGCUGGGAGCGGGGCGGGGGUGCCCACACUGCGGAGGGCUCCCCGCUGCAACCUCCAAGCCCCCCCACAGCACAGGAGGAGCCCUCAGUCAGCUCAGCACCAGACGGGCACCGUGGGAUGCUGGCGGGACUGGGGCUCCCCCGGGCGCUGCAGCUGAUAGAAGACGUGGUGACGAGGACGAGCCCCCAGCACCGGGCGCUGUACCAGGGCGAGCACGUGGGGACGAUGGGGAUGGCGGAGCUGCUCAGCUUUUGUAAUCGGGCUGGCAGUCUGAAAGACGACGACCUUGAAGCCUGUGAAGCAGUCGUCCUUCAUCAGCUUCGGGCUUUAUUACAGAGCGUGCUGAACGGAUGCCUCCUACCUGAGAAAACACUCAACGCUAACGGUAGAGCGGCGGAUGAAAACCAAAGCAGGCCAGACCAGCAGUGGGAUGUGGAGGUGCUGCAGACUCGCCUGAGCAACCAUGCCUUGUUCUUGAAAAAGCACCAGGUUCAGCUCACGGAAGAAGUGGCCGAGAUGUUUGAAAGCCUGCUGGUUUCCAGCAAGAAGGCGCAGGACGGCCAGGCUCUACCGGUGUUGAGAGAGGUGCUUCCAGAAGAGUGUGGGGAUAGGUCAUCUAUUCAGAGUAAUGAAUCAUCUUACAGCUCGCCAUCGAUCCCAAACGGCGGUGGGGAAAUAAAGCAGGCAAAACACGCUCCCCGGCUCACCAGCGCGGGAGAACAAGAAGUCACAAGCUGGUGUGAAGAUGAGAGCAAGGAAGAAAGCGCGGUCGAAAAGAUUCCUAUUACAGGUCGGGACAGUGGCAAUAAUAGUUCCAAAGCAAAAGCAAGCCAAGACACGCACUCAGAAACUAGUUCUUCUUCGAAUGAAAGAACUCCUCCCUUCUCAAGGACCGCAGCCAGGAAGGGAGUGGUAACUGCUAUCAGAUCCAAAGCUUUCUGGGGUGAAUCUGACGACAGCAGCUCCGAGAUUGAGGCUGCUUUGCGCCCACAAACUCACAGCACCGAAGCAGACGAAUUUGAUGACUUCUAUGAUUAAGACUCCCCCCUUCACUUUUGGGAAGAAAUGAGCAAUAUCAUCUUGUACAUAUUGAGAGUGCCACUCUCUAAAGUGCGGCUCACCACUUUAUAGUAAAAGAAAAUUUAAAUGCAAAAUAAAUAUUACUUGGUACUGUCCCCGGC
Molecule: messenger RNA, 2794 nt
Organism: Phalacrocorax carbo (great cormorant)
Lineage: Eukaryota; Metazoa; Chordata; Aves; Suliformes; Phalacrocoracidae
Source: RefSeq, a predicted model, not a curated record